CGCCCCGCGCCGCGCCGGGCAGGGGUGGCAUGGGCUCCAGCCCCGUCCCGCAGGCGGGCGGCUGCUCCCGGGCCUGCGGGGCGUCCGUCUGUCCGUCUGCCCGUCCGGGGUGGAGGCGGCCAGAGGCCUUUCCACACCCGGUUCAGGAAACGCAGGGACCUCGGCGCCCUCUCCCCACCCACGUGGGCGUGUCCGCCGCGGGGGCCACAGAGGCGGGACGGGGCCCAGUGUUCGCGGCCGACGCUUCCCCACCGGACGUCCCGGCGGAGUCGGCGUCCCCACGGCCCCGGCCCCGGCCCUGCCCUCGGCGGACUGACCGGGCCCGGCCCCUCCUCCCGGGGCGGUCCCGCCCCGGCCGCUGCUGACCCCGGCGAUGGCGGGGCUGGAGGGGGACGCGCCGGGCCCCCCGACGCCGCCGGCCCUGGGCGCGCUGCGGGGCUACCGAGCCUACGCGCGCCGGUGGGUGUUCCUGCUGGUGGUCAGUCUGCUCAGCUGCUCCAACGCCACGCUGUGGCUCAGCUUCGCGCCCGUGGCAGACACCAUCGCCCAACACUUCCUCCUGUCCACCGAGCAGGUCAACUGGCUCUCUCUGGUCUACCUGGUGGUGGCCAUCCCGUCCGGCCUGGUGGCCAUCUGGAUUCUGGACUCAGUGGGGCUCCGCUGGGCAACCAUCCUGUGUGCGUGGCUGAAUUUCGCCGGGAGCGUGCUCCGUACCCUGCCCUGCGUGUUGUUUUGGAUCCAGAACCCAUUUGCCCUCCUCAUGGGUGGCCAGAGCCUGUGUGCCCUGGCCCAGACCCUGGUCAUCUUCUCUCCGGCCAAGCUGGCUGCCUUGUGGUUUCCUGAGCACCAGCGGGCCACGGCCAACAUGGUCGGCACCAUGGCAAACCCCCUGGGCAUCCUCCUGGCCAACGUGUUGUCUCCUGCCCUGGUGAAGAAGGAGGAUGACAUCCCCAUAAUGCUGGGCGUCUACAUCAUCCCUGCCGGCCUCGCCUGCCUGCUGGCCACCGCCUGCCUCUGGGAGAGCAUGCCCCCCACCCCGCCCUCCGCGGGGGCCGCCCACUCCAACUCGGAGAAGUUCCUGGGCGGGCUGAAGCUGCUCGUGAGGAACAAGGCCUACGUCGUCCUGGCCGUGUGCUUUGGGGGCGGCGUCGGCAUCUUCUCCAGCUUCUCGGCCCUCCUGGAGCAGGUCCUAUGCGCGAACGGCUACUCCAACGAGUUCGCAGGCCUCUGCGGGGCUCUCUUCAUCGUGUUUGGGAUCCUGGGGGCGCUGGCUCUCGGCCUGUAUGUGGACCGGACCAAGCGCUUCACGGAAGCCGUCAAGAUCGGCUUCUGUCUGACCUCUUUGGUCUGUGUGGCCUUUGCCCUGGUGUCCCAGCUGCGGGGACAGACUGUCGCGCUGGCUGCCGUCUGCUCCCUGCUCGGGCUCUUCGGCUUCUCGGUGGCGCCUGUCGCCAUGGAGCUAGCCGUGGAAUGCUCCUUCCCCGUGGGCGAGGGCGCGGCUGCGGGCCUGGUCUUCGUGGUGGGGCAGGCCGAGGGCGUGCUCAUCAUGGUGCUGCUGACCGCCCUGACUGUGCGCCGCUCGGACCCGUCCUUCUCCACCUGCCAAGGCGGCCAGGACCCCCUGGACUGGAAGGUGUCCAUGUUGACGAUGGCCGGCCUGUGCACCCUCCUGAGCUGCUGCCUGGUACUCCUCUUCCACACCCCCUACCGGCGCCUGCAGGCCGAGGCCCGCUCGAGCCCCUCCCUCCAAGACUUUGGGAGCCCAGCCGCAGACCAUGCACCCCUCCAGCAGGCCCUGCCCCCAGCCCUGUUGGGGCACCCCCAGGGCCCCAGCAAGGACGCUGCAGGGGCGGCUCAUUCCUAGAGCCUCCUUGGACAUGCAGGGACUGAGGGGCAGCCUGGGGAGUGAAGGAGCCGGGAGAGGCGGCUGGGGCAGCCACCGCUGAGCCCGGGCAGGUCCUACAGGGGCACAAGGACUGCAGUGGGCACAGUGCAGGGGCAGCGUAUGGGGACAUGGCUUAUGGGGAGCUGGCAGCGUAUGGGGACAUGGCUUAUGGGGAGCAGGACAGGUUGUGGGUCCUGAGGGCCCCAGAGGUCAGAGACUGGAGUGCACAGGGGUGGGGAGGGCCUUCCUUGAAGGAACCCAUCCCAGAGCCUCUCUCAGCCUCCAUUACCGAGUGACCAGACACCCAGCCUCAUGUUGACUGGGGUGGCCUGGGUGUUGACGGGGGUGGUUGGGUGCCAACAGGGGCCUGGGUGCUGAUGGGUAGGGGUGGCCUGGGUGUUGACGGGGGUGGUUGGGUGCCAACAGGGGCCUGGGCGCUGACGGGUAGGGGUGUUCUGGGUGCUGACGGGUGGUCCAGGCUAUUCCGGGGGCAGAACAGAUGGAGGGUCCCACAGGCCGAUGCCGCCCAGGCCCUCCGACCCCAGGUGGACACGUCCCCUCCCCACAGACACUUGCAGGCAGGUUGGUGGGUUCGGGUUUAUUGAACUGGCCCCACCCAGUGGGGGUGGGGUGGGGGCACCCCUCACUCCUCCUUCUCCUCCCCAUGGGUGAGCACAUAGCUCAGCGCCUUGUAGUCCAGGUUGCCUGCAGCGUCGAUCUUUGCGAAUUGCAACAUCUGGUCGACCUGUGGGCCGGGUGGUGGGUGUCAGGCCCUGCAGGAGGGCAGAGCAAGUGGGUCCCAAGGAGUGCAGCCCAAGGGUGACAGGCCCCCACCUCCAACCUGCUCUGGGCUUGUUUCUGUGCUUGUGGGGACGAGGGGGGCUGGGGCUCAGCCUCUGGGUGUCCCACCCACACCAACCCUCCAGCCUCUCAGGGCCAGGGCCCACCCUCAGCCAAGCCCUGGGGUCCCCCAGGCCGUGGGGGAGGAGGGGUGGGGCCCAGGGCCAGACCUCCUCUGUAGUCAUCUUGUCAGCCUGGGACAUGAGCAGCCUCUUGAUGCUGAGGACAAGGAGGGAGGCACCGGGUUAGGCUGCUCUGAAGAAAGAGUCAGCCCUGGCCGGUGUGGCUCACUGACAGAGCGUCGGCCUACGGACGGAAGGGUCCCGGGUUCAGUUCCGGUCGAGGGCACAUGCUGGGAUUGCGGGCUUGAUCCCCGGGCAGGAGGCAGCCCAUCAACGAUUCCCUCUCAUCGUUGAUGUUUCUCUCCCUUUCCCUUCCUCUCUGAAAUCAAUAAAAAUAUAUUAAAAAAAAAAAAAA
This is a messenger RNA of Myotis daubentonii (Daubenton's bat), 3202 nucleotides long. It is a transcript of the gene SLC49A3, whose product is annotated as solute carrier family 49 member 3. Lineage: Eukaryota; Metazoa; Chordata; Mammalia; Chiroptera; Vespertilionidae. Gene Ontology annotation, cellular component: membrane. The record is from RefSeq and is a predicted model, not a curated record. Gene Ontology annotation, molecular function: transmembrane transporter activity. Gene Ontology annotation, biological process: transmembrane transport.